AUGCGUUCUGCGUUUUCAACUGCCCUAUUCCAGGAAAAAGCCGACCGCGACGAGGUGGAGCUGUGCCCGGGCCCUGAAACGCCGCGGCCGCCUGACCACCCGCCGCCCGAGCCCGUCGACCCCGAAAUAGACAACAUAGUAAUUAUAGACGACGAAGAAGACCCCCUAUCCUUACCCCCCACGCACCCUCCUCCCCUCACCCCCGCCCCUCCCCCUAUAAACCACCCCCUAAUGAACGACCCCCUACAGUCCAACUACCCUGAACAGUUACCCAUAGUGCCGGAGCAUAUGCCAGCUAUGAUGCCUAGUGUGCCCACUAUUGUUCCAAUUGAUAGACUGCUGGAUUCUUCAAACCCUAAUGAAAUAGCAGUUAUACCGAAUGAAGGCAUGAUCCUAACCAAAAACAACAACAACGGCUACAUUCUCCAGCCGCUUGUGAUCGGUCCAGACGGGCACUACCAUAUCGUGAGCGCGGACGCCGCUAUUGGGAACCAUGAACUCAUGGCGAACCAUGAACUCAUGACAAACCAUGAACUCAUGGCGAACCAUGAACUCAUGGGGAACCAUGAACUGAUGGCGAACCAUGAUUACAUGGGGAACUGCCCGCAAACGUUCACGAUGCCGCAAGACAAUAAUUGCAAGGUAAGAUUUAAAAACAUAACCCUCCUUCUGACGCAGUCGGGUAGAACCCAUCUACAACUCGGUCGAGUUAACUGCGAAUGCGAUUCUCCCUCCCCGUCCGUUAUUAUAAAGCUGAGGUUUCUUUAUCCACAACGAGGAAGCUCUUCGCCUGUAUUAAGUGACGAUCAGGCCGAAGCCCAUUUACCGAGGAAGGCUUUCUAG
Molecule: messenger RNA, 843 nt
Organism: Ostrinia furnacalis (Asian corn borer)
Lineage: Eukaryota; Metazoa; Arthropoda; Insecta; Lepidoptera; Crambidae
Product: formin-like protein 2
Exons: 5
Coding region: 1-843 (280 amino acids)
Source: RefSeq, a predicted model, not a curated record